Messenger RNA from Prorocentrum cordatum, 2592 nucleotides. The record is from the annotation of a GenBank genome assembly. NCBI's taxonomy places the organism in Eukaryota, Dinophyceae, Prorocentrales, Prorocentraceae.
AGGCCGAUUCCUCCCGAGAGGCCGCGCCAGGAGGCCUUUGAAGCUGCCGCGGCGGCGGCGCCGGCGUGCGCCAUGGCCGCGGCCCGCGCCGCUCUUUGCCUGGCCCUGGCGUGCGGCGCGCUGGCCGGCGUGGGCACGGCGGAGACGCCGGCAGCACCCCUGGCAGCGCCCUUGGACUCUGCGGCGGCCAGGGCCAACACGGUCGGGACAGAGGCCCGGAGUGUGCGUGCUCCCCCCGCCCAGAAGAGGGCAGCUCCAGAUCCGCAGAUCCAAGCGCACGUCGACUUUGCCGUGGGCUGCGUGCUGCUGGGCGCCGUGACCUUCAUCAUGACGCUCUUCUACUUCCUGAACAGCCAGGACCCGGACAGGCGCAACUACUCCUGGGCCAUCGUCAGCUCGGCCAUCGUUACUUUCAGCGGCGUGCUGGUCACGAGCGCGUGGAACGGCCUGCUCAAGUACCUGUACAGCGAAUGUGUAGGGAGUGCACCUGGACAGACUGCACAGGCCGUGCUUUGUCUGUGGGCAUACCUGGGCUGGUACUUGGCGCUGCAGGUGGUGCUCGCCUAUCAGUCUGGCGCCAUAGGGCAGGCUCCGAAAAGUAUAGACGAUAUGGUCUCGGAGUGCAAGUGUUGGGCAACGCUGAUGAGCAUGAUCACCGGCAACUCUUGCAUGAGUUUCUGGGGCCUUGUGCAAAUUUCUGUCCGCACGGCGUACCCCGAAAGUACUCUUGCCAUCUUUCUGGUCAUUCCGACAUGUGUGAUUCUGUCAGCUAGUCCUGUUUUGGAUGUCCCAGCGCGUCCGAUACUGGAUCGCCUUGGCCGACGAUGGCGCGAUGGACCAGUAUGAAGCGCUGUGGGACAAGUUUGUGGCAGACCUGGAGGGGGGCGUCCUGAACAUGUCGGCAUCGCACCUCUCCAUCCAGGCCAUCCGCGCGGUGAUAUCCGGCGACAUGCCGCUGUUCAACGGGACGAACCCGCCAGGAUUCCAAGCCCAGCACAAGGACUCUGUCGAGCUGUUCCUCAUGGCCGUGGUGUUUGGGAUCGCCAUGGUCAUCGUCAACCUGAUGCAAGUGCGGUUCCGCGGCACGGAGCUGAAGAUCACGAAGAGCCGGCUGAAGGGCACCCUCGGCAACUGCAUCGCGUUCUGCCUCCUGUGGUCCCUGAACUGGUCCAUUGGGAGAACCCUGGGCGUCCACGGCGUGGUUGGCGGCAUGGUCCUGGCUCUCGUGGUGACCAUGCUGGGGAUGUUUCUGAUCGUCGCCCUCGACCAGCUUGCAGACCUCGAGUGCACGAGCGAGAAGUUCGACGAGGAGCUCUAUGCCUUCUGCCCGUGCAUCGCGAUCCUGAUCGGGUUCUCGUGGAAGCAGGCGUUCACGACCUCCGUCGGAACGCUGACGCAGCAAACGCACUACCUUGACCCAGCCAUCGAAACAUUGAUAUUGACAGCCUGCCUCGUCACGGUUGUCAUCCCCGCCUGGAAGUUGUAUAUACUUCCCGUCAUCUUGGAGCCCGAGCUGGCGGCCAUCAAGAAAACCAUGCCCGACGUGGAGCAACCUGCCCCCGCGCCCGCUGCCGAUGCGCACCUCGAGGGCGAGAACGCCGUCAGGCUCUCCAUCGCGGGGACCGCCCAGUACGACGUGAAGACGAUGCAGGAGGCCGAAGAGCAGAAGGACCCCUCCCGGGCGGAGGGGCUCCACGCCGCGCUGCUGCAGGGGCGCGGGCCCGCGAGCGGGGCGGGCAUGGGCGACAUCUGCUUCAGCCGCGCGGCCGGCGUGGGGACCCCGGCCACGGACAACGAGCUGCUCAGACGGCGCAACGAGGAGCUCGAGCUGGCGAUCGCCCACAUCCGCGGCCUCUGCUCGACCGCCGGCGCCGCGCAGAGGAGGUGACUGGCCGCGGGGCGUGCCUUGGGCUUCUGCACCGGUCGACUUCCUCCUGCCGUCGCCGUGCCCCGUGCUGCCACCCAGGAGAAAAGGGGAGGGGAAUCAGCAAGAGGACUGGCGGGAACUGGGACGGGCGAUCAUCAAAGUUCCUCGUCGCUCUUCUGCUGUUCUGGCCGUCUCUUGUUGGGUCCUUCCAGUGUCUGCUUUUUCUCGCCCAGCUCUCUCCUCCCCGGACAUUCCGAGCCAGCCAUACCGUCGGCGACAUCGCCUGCGUGGUCAUUAGGCCGCCCAGAGCGGAUCGCCAUACGACUUAUGUGUUUCUUCUGCUUUUGUACCCGCAGCCGGUGGGCGUAUGUUUCGGCAGGCGGGCGCUUCCGACGUACCAACCAUGGUUGGCAACUCCUGCCAGUUCGCAUCAAUAUGUUUGAAGCUCAGCGCGUUUCCAAGUGGCAAAUCAGCUUUUGAGGCGGCAGCAGUCUUGACGGAGCACGCGGACCACGCUUUCGGCCAACCGCUUUCGCUCGCCCGCGCCCUUCCCGCAUGUGCAGAGUUUGCCCGGGUGCGCCUCGUAAGUGGCCUCCUCCUCUUCGGGUCCCAACGCGAGCGGCCUGAAUGACAGCGGGUUUCAGGAUGCCGAGGAAGCAUGAUGAGGGAAACACCCAGCCCUGGGCGUUUUUUUCGGAACGGCUCCGCCCUGUUCGAUCUCCCCU